UGUGAACUGUAAAACCGGUCAAACCCAGAACAUAGUAUAUAUGUGAGGAACCUACCAUAUGGAUGGAUGGAGAGAGAGAGAGAGAGAGGUAGUCCUCCAUAUAGACAGACACAGAGAGCUUUGUUGAGAGAGAGAUGGAUAAAUAUGCAGAGGUGAGAGAAGCAGUGGAAGCAGUGGAGCUAGUGGACGCCCACGCCCACAAUCUGGUGGCCCUCGACUCCACCUUACCUUUCCUCAACUGCUUCUCUGAAGCCACCGGCGACGCCUUAUCCUACGCACCCCACACUCUCAAUUUCAAGAGAGGUCUCAGGGAUAUUGCUGAGUUAUAUGGAUCCGAGGUAUCAUUGCGUGGCAUUCAAGAAUACCGCAAGUGCAGUGGACUGCAAUCCAUAAGCUCAUUAUGCUUCAAGGCUGCAAAAAUCGCUGCCAUACUCAUUGACGAUGGAAUUGAGUUUGACAAAAUGCAUGAGAUUGAGUGGCAUAGGAGUUUUGCACCUGUGGUCGGUAGAAUUUUGAGAAUCGAGCGCCUGGCUGAGAAGAUUCUUGAUGAAGGAAGGCCAGAUGGAUCUACCUGGACAUUGGACACUUUCACUGAAACAUUUACUGGGAAGUUAAAGUCAUAUCCUUGCAAAAUUGUUGGCUUAAAAAGCAUAGCUGCAUACCGCAGUGGUCUUGGGAUUAAUACAAAUGUCACAAGGAACGAGGCUCAAGAGGGUCUUGCUGAAGUUUUAAAAGUUGGCAGUCCUGUUCGUAUCACAGAUAAAAGCUUCAUUGACUAUCUCUUUGUGCAAAGUUUGGAGAUUGCCUUACAAUUUAACCUGCCAGUGCAAAUACACACAGGUUUCGGAGACAAGGAUUUGGAUUUAAGGCUCUCCAAUCCCCUGCAUCUCCGCACCCUUCUAGAGGACAAGAGAUUCACUAAGUGCCGUUUGGUAUUUUUACAUGCAUCCUACCCAUUUUCGAAGGAAGCAUCAUAUCUAGCCUGUGUUUAUCCUCAGGUUUACCUUGAUUUUGGUUUGGCUAUUCCUAAGCUUAGCGUCCAUGGGAUGAUUUCCUCAGUCAAAGAACUUCUGGAGCUAGCUCCAAUAAAGAAGGUGAUGUUCAGCACCGAUGGCUAUGCAUUUCCUGAAACUUUCUACCUAGGUGCAAAGAGAGCACGGGAAGUUGUCUUCUCUGUUCUACGAGAUGCAUGUAUUGAUGGUGAUCUUUCCAUUCCUGAAGCCAUUGAAGCAGUCAAAGACAUCUUCUCAGAGAACGCAAAAAAGUUUUACAUGACUAAUCUAGAUUUCACACCUUUGGAUUCGAAGACCAAUGUAUCCACCAACUUUGUGAAAAUAGGGUGUGAUGCCCUACAACCGGAUGUUGCUCUCGUUCGCAUUAUCUGGGUUGAUACUUCUGGGCAGCACCGAUGUCGUGUUGUUCCAAGAAAGCGCUUCCAUGAUAUUGUUAUAAAGAAUGGUGUAGGUCUAACAGUUGCUUGUAUGGCUCUGAUUUCUGCUGUUGAUGCUCCUGCUGAUGGUACUAAUCUAGGUGGUGUGGGUGAGAUCAGACUGAUUCCUGAUUUACCAACCAAGUGUAGAAUUCCUUGGUCAAAACAAGAGGAAAUGGUUUUGGCCGACAUGCAUCUUAAACCUGGUGAAGCUUGGGAGUACUGCCCAAGAGAGGCAUUACGUAGAGUUUCAAAAGUUUUGAAAGAUGAAUUCAACUUGGUGAUGAAUGCAGGUUUCGAAAAUGAGUUUUAUCUCUUAAAGAGUGUAUCAAGGGAAUUGAAAGAAGAAUUCAUACCAUUUGACUCCACACCCUACUGUUCUACAUCAGCAUUCGAUGCUGCUUCCCCUAUGCUCCAUGAAGUUGUAGCUGCUCUCCAGUCUUUGAAUAUUCCUGUUGAACAGCUUCACGCCGAAGCUGGGAAAGGUCAGUUUGAAAUCGCAUUUGGAUACACUACUUGUACUGAUGCUGCGGACAAUGUAGUUUUUGCACGUGAGGUUGUUAGGGCUGUUGCAAGGAAACAUGGGUUGCUGGCCACUUUCAUGCCUAAGUUUGCAUUAGACGAUAUUGGUUCUGGAUCUCAUGUGCAUAUCAGUUUGUGGGAAAAUGGGAGAAAUGUAUUCAUGGCAUCGAGUGAAGACUCUAGGCACGGAAUGUCCAAGGUUGGGGAAGAGUUCAUGGCAGGGGUUUUAGAGCAUCUUCCAUCAAUUCUGGCCUUUACAGCACCAGUUCCGAACAGUUAUGAUCGCAUUCAACCCAACACUUGGAGUGGAGCAUACCAGUGCUGGGGAAAAGAAAACAGAGAAGCUCCACUAAGAACUGCAUGCCCACCUGGAGUUCCAGAUGGUGUUGUGAGCAACUUUGAGAUUAAAGCCUUUGAUGGAUGUGCAAAUCCCCACUUGGGGCUGGCUUCAAUAAUUGCUGCGGGGAUUGAUGGCCUCCGAAGGCAUCUCACUCUUCCUGAACCCAUUGAUACAAACCCUGCUAGCCUUGACUCAGAACCUCAAAGAUUGCCAAGGUCUCUUUCAGAAUCAGUAGAAGCACUUGAGAAAGAUGGUGUUUUCAGAGAUUUGAUAGGUGAAAAGCUUUUGGUUGCUAUAAAGGGAGUACGAAAGGCAGAGAUUGCCUUCUACUCGCAAAACAAAGAUGCAUACAAGCAACUCAUACAUCGCUAUUAAGUUGAAUAUUCCGCCCUUUUGAGAGCAAGGAAUGAAGGUGGUUCUUUUUUCUGUAUUUUUCCACUUUCGUUGUGUUGAAGUCUGGUGUCACAAGACGAGAAAUAACAGCAGCUAUGCAUGUUAGAUUCUAGCAAUUUGUAAUGGUUUUCUCAUAAUAAAGGCUACUCUUUGUGGUUCUUUGGUCCUUCCACUUUUCAUCAAUUAAAAAUUCAUGGUUGUGAUGUAUACCAUUCACAA
Messenger RNA from Rhododendron vialii, 2903 nucleotides. Its product is annotated as protein fluG. Lineage: Eukaryota; Viridiplantae; Streptophyta; Magnoliopsida; Ericales; Ericaceae. The coding region runs from base 135 to 2666 and encodes 843 amino acids. Gene Ontology annotation, molecular function: glutamine synthetase activity; hydrolase activity. The transcript has 18 exons. The record is from RefSeq and is a predicted model, not a curated record.